Molecule: messenger RNA, 1491 nt
Organism: Sphaeramia orbicularis (orbiculate cardinalfish)
Lineage: Eukaryota; Metazoa; Chordata; Actinopteri; Kurtiformes; Apogonidae
Gene: ciao1
Product: cytosolic iron-sulfur assembly component 1
Exons: 7
Coding region: 273-1268 (331 amino acids)
Biological process (GO): iron-sulfur cluster assembly
Cellular component (GO): cytosolic [4Fe-4S] assembly targeting complex
Molecular function (GO): protein binding
Source: RefSeq, a predicted model, not a curated record
CAGUAAAGAUGGCGGCAUGUACGACAUGAUUGUAUAUGUGAACGUUUACACAUAGAUUUUUUUCCUUGGUAUAAAUACAUUCCUGUUUUAUAUUUCCUUGACUUUUGGACUGUUUUCUUUUCUUUUUAAAGAGUGUUAGCUCUGCGGGUGUUGUCACAGUUCAGCGGGCUUUAGUUCGGUUUAUCUCAGCUGUCAGCAGUAACGGACAGACUGAAGUGACUAGCUGAAACUCAAAGACUUCACGGUGUUAUCGGUCCGUUUUCUGCUUAGAUAUGAAAGAAUCUUUGUCCCUGGUUCAGAGACUGAGCGCGCACCCGGACUCCCGGUGCUGGUUCGUCAGCUGGAGCCCCAACGGGACGCUAUUGGCCUCUUGUGGAGGUGACAAGGCCAUCCGGAUAUGGGGAAAAGAAGGGGAAUCUUGGGUGUGUAAGAGUGUGCUUCAGGAUGGACACCAGCGCACAGUGAGGAAGGUGGCCUGGUCUCCCUGUGGAAACUAUUUGGCCUCUGCCAGCUUUGACGCAACAACUUGUAUUUGGAAAAAGAAGAGUGAUGAGUUUGAGAGUCUGACUGUGCUGGAAGGCCAUGAAAAUGAGGUGAAAUGUGUGGCUUGGGCCCCCUCAGGGAAUCUGCUCGCCACAUGUAGCAGAGACAAGAGCGUGUGGGUUUGGGAAGUGGACGAAGAGGAUGAAUACGAGUGUGUGACUGUUGUGAACUCGCACACACAGGAUGUCAAGCAUGUUGUCUGGCACCCGACACAAGAACUUCUGGCUUCAGCGAGCUAUGACAACAACAUCUGUGUUUACAAAGAAGAGGAUGACGACUGGGAGUGCCGGGCCACCUUAACAGGACACACAUCCACCGUGUGGAGUUUGUCUUUCGAUGCUACUGGACAGAAACUCGCCUCAUGCAGCGACGACCGCACAGUGAAGAUUUGGAGGGAAUGUCCGGCAGAAAGUGGACAAGGAGACGUGUCCUGGAAGUGCGUUUGUACUCUGUCAGGGUAUCACAGUCGAACAGUGUAUGAUGUUGCUUGGUGUCAUCUGACUGGCGCCCUGGCGACAGCCUGUGGUGACGAUGCGGUGCGAGUGUUUAAGGAGGAUGAGACGGCCGACCCGGAGCAGCCGGUUUUCUCACUGGCCGCCCACAUGGCCAAAGCUCAUAGCCAGGACGUCAACUGUGUCGCCUGGAACCCGAAGGAGGCGGGACUCCUUGCUUCCUGCAGCGACGACGGAGAUAUCGCCAUUUGGAGGUUCCAAGAGGAAGACUGAACAUCAUCAGAGCCUUCACGAACUAAAGCAUUUCUCAUUAUUGUACAUCACACUGGAAAGUGUCAAACAGACUUACUUCAGUUAAUCUGACAGCUCUGCUUCAUGUAAUGAUUUAUAGAAAAAGUCACUUUUGUCAAAAGUCUGCUUCAGCACAUUCUGCCAUUUGUCAUAACAGCUGUUGAUGAAUGUUUAUAUUAAUAAAGUAAUCUGAUCUUUUUCCUGA